Molecule: messenger RNA, 1002 nt
Organism: Nicrophorus vespilloides
Lineage: Eukaryota; Metazoa; Arthropoda; Insecta; Coleoptera; Silphidae
Product: dehydrodolichyl diphosphate synthase complex subunit DHDDS-like
Exons: 3
Coding region: 136-921 (261 amino acids)
Biological process (GO): polyprenol biosynthetic process
Cellular component (GO): dehydrodolichyl diphosphate synthase complex; endoplasmic reticulum
Molecular function (GO): ditrans,polycis-polyprenyl diphosphate synthase [(2E,6E)-farnesyl diphosphate specific] activity
Source: RefSeq, a predicted model, not a curated record
CAUUAACUAAUAAUACUAGUUCGUAUAAAUGAAUCUUAUGGCUGUUUAAUAUGAAACUAAUUUGUGGACAAAGUACAAAGUCUUUAUUGAAUCAUAUAUAAGAACAAAUUCUCAAUAAUCCUACAGACGACGAACAUGUUUCAACAUAUAACAAGUUUACAGAGCUUUUGUUUGAAUGUUAUCGGAAUGGGUCCGCUUCCAAAUCACGUGGCCUUGAUUAUGGAUGGAAAUAGAAGAUACGCGAAGAAAUUACAGAAGGAUACAAAAUAUGGACAUAAAAUUGGAUUCCACAAUAUACCGCAUAUUUUUCAUAUGUUCAAUUCAUUAGGUGUUAAACAUAUGACGGUAUACAUGUUCAGCAUAGAGAAUUUCAAAAGGUCUCCAGUUGAAAUUGAAAAUAUAUUCUGCGUGACUGAGGAAGUAUUACAACUGUUUUUGGACAACGUCGUUGAGCUGAAUCGAAUUGGCGCUUGCAUCCGUUUCAUAGGAAAUGCCAAGUUGAUACCAAAAAAUCUCCGACGAAUCUUCUGUAAAUUAUACUUGAAGACCAAAGAUGCUGCAACAAGUUACCUGAACAUCGCAUUCUGUUACACAUCUCGCGAGGAAAUCACACAUUCUAUUAAUUCCAUAUCGAUUGGGUAUCGAAGAAAUUUAAUUCAAGAUGAGGAUAUUGAUGAAAAUCUUUUAACUUCUUGCUGUUAUCUUGAAAAUCCUAAAGUGGAUUUGUUAAUUCGUACAUCCGGUGAGGUGAGACUGAGCGAUUAUUUGUUAUGGCAAACGUACGACGCGCAAAUUAUGUUCUUGGGUUGUACCUGGCCGGAGUUUGGUUUCUGGCAGAUUUUAUAUUGCAUGCUGAAGUAUCAGAGGAAUGUCAGUUGUUCAGAAGCGAUUGCGAAGAAGCAAUCGAAAUUGCAAAUGUGAAAUGGCAAUUUGUUGAAGAGCAUAAAGAUCAAAUGUUUAUAUCCAUUGUAAACUAUGCUUAUGAAACAUAAAAAUUUUGAA